CCAAACUAACAGUUUGGUAGCGCGAAAAGAAGAACUAGAUUUAUUUCGAUUUUUAAUAUAUUCAAAUCUGUCCUAAACUCUCUGUUUGUUUUGUGGGAUGAGUUCUACCUCCCAGAAAAGCGGUGUGGUAGUUUGGGAGUGGGAGGAAAGACAGGGUCUCUGGAUUCCUUACCAAGCAGAUGUUGUUGAAUACUUGGAAAAGAAGUAUUUGAGGUUAAAGCAAAGGGUAUCCAAAAAGUCCACCGUAAGUUUGGGAAAACACUUCUUUGGUUUACUCUCCUAUGAAGUUGAUCUUGUAAAUAUGGAACAGCAAAGAACGGAAACAGGGAGAUUAAGAAAGGUCAGGAGAAAUGUUUAUCAAAGCAACUCAGUACCAGGAUGUGGAAUAAGAUGGGAGUGGUAUAAUGAUAUAGUUUGGGUUGCAUAUGACAUUCCAACAUCAGAAGUAAUUGAACAAGCAUACAAGUCUAAUAUGCCAACAUUGGAUUUGUCACACACACCUGUUGCAAUUCCAAAUUAUGUGUACUUUCGAGGGCAUAUCAUAAAACAGGUCAAUAAACAUACACAUUUUGAAAGAGAUGUGAAGAGAUUAACACACCAGAAGUAUCCAAAGGAUACCCUGGCCUUGAAAACUACUGGGGCAUCCACUAACAGCAGAGGGAAUACCUUGACCUCCAUGAAUGGCCGGUCGGCCUCUAAGCAUACCACACCUUCAAAAUCCACUGUUUCAAGCACAAGACAAAGUGUGAAAACCAGUGGUACUGUGAAGAGAAUGAAGAAGAUGAAAGUUGAAGAUUCUCAAGAUGUUGGUGCAACAGCUGCGGAUCCCCUUUCUGAAUUCUGUAAUGACUUAGCAACAGCUCCAGAUGAGGAUUGUGCUAUUUGUUUUGAAAAGCUCUGCAAUGUCUCCUCAUUUGACGACGAAACUGAAGACAGUGGAAAAGCACAAUCUUCAAAUAUCAAAGAGUUGAGCCAGUGCAAACAUGCAUUUCAUGCCUCUUGUCUCCAAGCAAUGUAUGACAGUGGACCCAAAGAUGGAAGUCUGCAGUGCCCGACUUGUAAAGCAAUUCACGGCAUUAAACAUGGUAAUCAGCCUGAAGAUGGUGUUAUGGAUGUCACUUACUCGCAAAGAAGCCUUCCAGGCCAUGCUGACUGUGGAAUGAUCACAAUUAUAUAUGACUUCUGCAGUGGAAUACAGGGACCAGAACAUCCUAAUCCUGGGAAAACAUACAGUGCAAGAGGAUUCCCACGAACAUGUUACUUGCCAGAUAACGAGAAGGGGAAAAAGGUGUUAAAGCUCUUGAGGAAAGCUUGGAAAAGAAGAUUAAUUUUCACUAUUGGUACUUCCUCGACAACUGGAGAAGAUGGUACAGUUGUUUGGAAUGAAAUCCACCACAAAACAGAACCAUUUUCAAACCAUAUGGGACAUGGCUUUCCAGACCCAAACUAUCUGGACAAUGUUCUUGCAGAGCUGGCAGCACAGGGUGUCAAAGAUGAUGUAGAAGUCACUGUAAUAUAAUACUAAGUAACAUACUACAAAUUGUGUGUGUAGUCUUGUCAAACUUUGAUUUUCUUAAUAUAAACAAAUAAUUGUUGUUGGAAAAAUAGCUGUGUUCUGGUUAUGAAUCAAUUUUUUCCCUCUGUUUUGUUUCUAAUAUUGUUAUAACUAUCGGUGAUAGGUAAUAUAUUAACUGAUUUUGUAACCAAUGUAUGGGUAACAGGGUAAGUUAGUAUCAUCAACAGAAUUGAUAACAAAAUUGGCCUCUGUAAAGAGUUUUAAAGCUGUGAGAUAGUUUUUAGUAAUUUGGGUGGAAUUAACCUUGGGGAAAAAACAUAACUUUUGAGGGACAGAGAUAGCCCACUCUUUUUGCAGGAAGUUAAUGUUAUAAUUUUAUUAUGGUUUAACCCUUUCUAUCUUAACAUCAGUAUACAUAUUCUCCAUACCGUUCUUUAUACAUUUCCUAUGGUGCUGACAAGGAGAAUUUGUUUAACAAUCAAAAGCUUCUACAGAUGGAGAUCAUUUCAUUUAUUCCAUGACCAUACUGUUUGAUUCAGGAGUGAUAUUGUAGGAAGAAAUUAGAUGCUAGUCACUCUUAGGUUUCAACAGUUUAACAUCUUUGAAAACAAUUUCAUUUUAUUUUUCUCUGAUUUAUAUUUAUUAACAUAAUUGCAAUAUACGUAAUGUGCUUUGAAAAAUUUUUAAAUCAAUAAGGCAUUAGAACCACAACAUAUAGUAUUCCCUUUGUGACUGGUAAGAAUGAAAAAGGAUGUUUGUCUACUAAUCAUGACUACAGAUUUGAGCCUUACUUUUUUGGUAUUUUCUUAAAAUGAAUCAGUCAUGCAUAUAGCACCUGGGAAAGAUUGAGUAAUUUAUUUGAAGUAGGAAAUAAUAAUUAUAGUGGAAAUAGGUAACAAACAUAAUACCUAAUUGAAAAAACAUAUUGUCAAGUUUUACUAUAUUGUGUCUUUUUUUCCCCUUGGAACACUAUGGAAAACACUACAUACCAAAGAAAUAAAAUUCUGGUUGAGACAA
Molecule: messenger RNA, 2533 nt
Organism: Pocillopora verrucosa
Lineage: Eukaryota; Metazoa; Cnidaria; Anthozoa; Scleractinia; Pocilloporidae
Product: probable E3 ubiquitin-protein ligase DTX2
Biological process (GO): protein ubiquitination; Notch signaling pathway
Cellular component (GO): nucleoplasm
Molecular function (GO): zinc ion binding; ubiquitin protein ligase activity
Source: RefSeq, a predicted model, not a curated record